AUGCCUAAGCAAGACGAUUUUUAUCUUCACCCUUUCGGUUGGGAAAAUGAUCCAGAGGAGGAGCGUUUCAAAGUCUCAACCCUCGACUAUUUGACCGCUUGUACCUACAACAACUAUGCCCUCUUCUUUCGAGUGGAUGAUACGGACAAACCUCGAGUUGCCGAUGUGCUGAAGACCGGUCUUGAGCGUACGCUGAGCCAAAUUCGACAUAUCUGCGGUACCAUCGAGAAAGACCCCUCCGGCGGCCAUUCGUUUGUCAAGAAGAAAGACAGCACUGUACUCUUCGUGGUUCAAUGGUUGGAUUGUCCAGAAGACAUCGAUGUCUACCCAUCCUUUGAUGAGAUUGCCGAGGGCAAUUUCUGUACUUCGGUACUAGGUGAUCUCAACCGCUGGAGUGUUCCUCCGAUGACAUACGGCGAGAAACCAGAGGCUCACCCUGACAGUAGCCCCGUGAUUGCGGCCUAUAAAGCCAAUUUCAUUCGGGGUGGGCUGGUAUUCAUCAUGCACCAUCACCACUACUCCAAUGAUGUUAUGGGAUGGGCCGGGCUAGUCCACCAGCUAGCAGAAAACUGCUACGCGAGUGUCAACGAGACACCUUUCCCCCCCCCUGGGACCCUGCCUGUCUAG
This is a messenger RNA of Penicillium paradoxum, 627 nucleotides long. RefSeq names its product Transferase. The transcript has a single exon. The record is from RefSeq and is a predicted model, not a curated record. The coding region runs from base 1 to 627 and encodes 208 amino acids. NCBI's taxonomy places the organism in Eukaryota, Fungi, Ascomycota, Eurotiomycetes, Eurotiales, Aspergillaceae.